UAUGCUUUCAUCUAUUUUAACUUCUGGAAAAUAAACAAAGAAUUAAAUCAAUGAUCUAUUUUCAAAGCAAAUAGAGAUAAUAGAAAAGUAAGUGGAAUCCAAAUCCAAAAAUAACGUUGAUUUAGAAGAUGACAAUGAAUAAGGACUUAAAUAAACUCAAGAAGAUAAAGAAUAAAUGGAUGCUGAUAGAAUAAGAAGAACUUUAUUUGUAGGAAAUGUGAGCAUCAAUGCUAAAAAAAAUGAUAUUAGAAAAGUAUUCACUUAAUAUGGAGAGGUAUCAAUAAAAAAUAAUUAGAUUGAAAAAGUUUGGUUUAGAUCAAUACCUGUUGAUAGAGCAACCAAGAAGGAAAAUGUUAAACUACCAGUUAGAGCUGCUGUAUUGAUGGGCAAAAUUUAAGAAGGAGCCUAAUCAUAGAAUUGUUAUAUCCUAUUUAAAGAUGCUAAAUCUGCUAAAUCUGCAACACAAUAAGAUGGUCAAUUAUUUAUGAAUCUACAUUUAAGAUGUACCUUAGAAGGAUAAAAGAAAGUAAAUUAAUUAUUCAAUUUUUAGAAAGAUCACAUUAAAACAGCCUUUGUUGGUAAUUUGCCAUUUGAUAUAGAAGAAGAAGAAGUUAGAAAAGCAUUUGAAGAAGCCUUUGGAUAAAUUAAUUAUGUUAGAGUAAUUAAAGAUCCUUAUAGACAUGUUGGAAAAGGUUUUGGAUAUGUUAGUUUUAAUGAAUUUCAAUCAUUAAAGAAGGCUCUUUAAGCAUAAACUAUAGAAAUAAAAGGAAGAGAAGUUAGAAUUAAGAAAGCAGCAGAAACAACUAAAAGAGAAGGAAAAGAAUUAAAUAAUGCCAAAAAUGCUUUUUAGAGAAUUCAAAAAAAAUAAUAAUUCUCAUAAAAAGGAAAAAGGCCAAGAAAAAAUACAUAAAACAAAGAAUAAACUUAAAAUAAAUAAGAAAAAUAAUAGUUUCGUGUAUAAAUACAUAAAAAGAUUUAGAAAAUGAAAAAAAAGAGAGUAUAUAAUUUAUAUAAUUAUUUAUUUUAGUAUAAUCCAAAGGAAAUUAAAGAGUAAAUUAACAAUAUUAAAACAUAGAGAAAAACAUAAGUAAAAGAUACUAACAUUUUCAACUAGUAUUGA
Molecule: messenger RNA, 1120 nt
Organism: Paramecium pentaurelia
Lineage: Eukaryota; Ciliophora; Oligohymenophorea; Peniculida; Parameciidae
Source: the annotation of a GenBank genome assembly